GUUAAACUAAGGAAGUGAAACCAGAAAUUUAAUAUAAUUGGAAUUGACAGCAGUUAGCAAGGGUCGUUUUCGUGGACAUUUGUGGAUAUCAGCUUGUUGACAUUUUUAUUUGUUGAACUUUUAAAAUGGUCAUAGUAUCGGACUCAUUUUUCGAGGGCUAGUAGCUCUACUUCAUAGGUCACAACGUAUUUUGCUAGUUAGCGACGUACAUGAAUAUGUAUACAUAUGGAAGAGUUUUGCGUGCAUAUAUGUAUGUACAUAUGGUUUAAAAAUAGCGAAAAGUAUCGAUGAUCUCACAACGCUUGAUCUAAACAUAUGUAGUUAACGAUUUUUUUUAUUUCAAUUGAAAAUUAAAACAAUUUGCCUCUUUAGAAGAAACGUUAAUGCAUAUUUACUCAAAGCUUAAGCUGGAUAAGCUACAUUUAUUUUAUUUUAUAAAAAUUCUAAAUUUAAAGAAGAGUCAGAAAUAUCUCUUACAUGAAUGCGCUUACCUUUGUAUACAUAUAUGUAUGCAAGUAUGUAAAUGCAUUGAGCGUAAUUACUCUCUGAUACCUAAUUGCCGUUUCAAAUAGCAUUGUAUAUAGCAAGGUCAUAGCGGAUUGGAUAAUAAAGAUAAAAAUACAUAAAACGAAUGACAAAUAAAUAGUAAACCGAAAACAAUUAACCGUUCGCCAAUUCCGAGAGUGUAUUUGAUAUUAAGAUGGUGCACACAAAAAUGCAGGAGGUUUUAAGAUGGGCGCAUGAGCACCAGUUAUAUGCAACACUCAGUCCUUUGAUAUGUGGCAUUUCUUUAGCAUUUUUUUCAUACAUGUUGGUGUAUUUGGAUAGCGACGUGCCUGGCUUAAAUCCUCCUUCACCUUUUUCACCGUUGAAGCAAACAUACCUUCGCGAACGACGCAGUGCCCUACAUUUAGGCUAUAUAGUUGCUUUAGCUUCUGGCUUAAUAGUAACUAUCUUUUUGUAUUAUGAUUUCAGUAGUUUAGACUAGUUUGAAAAUUAUUCAUAAAUAAUAGCUACAUAUACAGAAAAAAAUUUUAAUGAAGUAGUUUAUUGAAUUUAUGCAAAAAAAGAAGUACAAAUUAUUUUAAGUAUUCAGAAAAGUAUUAGUAUCACUUAAUAUAUACCAAUGAAUAGUUUACUACAUAUUAUAUGAAUGAUUGUUAUUACAUAUUUGUAGUUGGCUAACCAAAUAUAUCUACUUAUUGUCUCUUACUA
This is a messenger RNA of Zeugodacus cucurbitae (melon fly), 1215 nucleotides long. Its product is annotated as ADP-ribosylation factor-like protein 6-interacting protein 6. NCBI's taxonomy places the organism in Eukaryota, Metazoa, Arthropoda, Insecta, Diptera, Tephritidae. Bases 701 to 988 code for a protein of 95 amino acids. The transcript has 4 exons. The record is from RefSeq and is a predicted model, not a curated record.